CCACGAGGCACGCUGGGAUUUGUAGUUGGCUGUUCCUCGUUGAGCCGGAACUUACACCCACCCACCCCCCAACCCGGUGCCACUUCUUAAAGCCCAAACAUCCGAUUCCACGUCAAUAGAAAGCACUAGGAUUGCACGUUUUAGAACUUUUUCACCUACAAGACUUAUGCUAGCAAAAUUCACAGGCUCCGUAGUCUUUGACAGACAUUUAGACAACAUUUAUUGAGUUUCUCUAAGUGCCAGGACCUGGAGGCUACAUUCACUCGGACUUCACAGAAUUUAAAUUUUUAUUGUGCUACUUUAUUCUGGAGCUCAUAAAUGAAGUACGUCUUCGGCAAAGAAAUGGAGGAGUGACCCUGUGAAACAAUGGAAUCCAGGGACCAGAAGGCAGAGGACUGACCUUUGAAAAUAUGUAUUUGGGAGAUAAUCACGUUCUAUUGAAUACCUUGUGCUGGUGCUGCCAUCGAAAAAUCUGGUUACAGUCUGGGGAGGCCUGCUACUGCUGCAGGACUGAUCCACCUCGGCCCUGAGAUGAGUGUCCCGACAGAGCAGGCGCAUCAUGAAUAGAUACACAACGAUCAAGCAGCUUGGGGAUGGGACCUAUGGUUCUGUCCUGCUGGGGAGAAGCAUCGAGUCUGGAGAACUGAUUGCCAUUAAAAAAAUGAAAAGAAAGUUUUACUCCUGGGAAGAAUGCAUGAACCUUCGGGAGGUUAAGUCUUUAAAGAAGCUCAGUCACGCCAACAUAGUAAAGUUGAAAGAGGUCAUCAGGGAAAACGACCACCUCUAUUUUAUCUUCGAGUAUAUGAAGGAAAACCUUUACCAGCUCAUUAAAGAAAGAAAUAAGUUGUUUCCAGAGUCUGCUAUAAGGAAUAUAAUGUAUCAGAUAUUGCAAGGACUGGCAUUCAUUCAUAAACACGGCUUCUUCCACCGGGACUUAAAGCCUGAGAAUCUCCUCUGCAUGGGACCAGAACUUGUGAAAAUUGCAGACUUUGGAUUGGCCCGAGAAAUCCGAUCAAGACCUCCGUACACAGACUAUGUGUCUACUAGAUGGUAUAGGGCUCCAGAAGUCCUCCUGAGGUCUACCAACUACAGCUCCCCCAUUGAUGUCUGGGCAGUGGGCUGCAUCAUGGCAGAGGUGUACACCCUCCGGCCUCUUUUCCCUGGGGCCAGUGAAAUCGACACAAUUUUCAAAAUCUGCCAAGUGUUGGGAACACCAAAGAAGACCGACUGGCCUGAAGGCUACCAGCUGUCGAGUGCUAUGAACUUCCUCUGGCCCCAGUGCAUACCCAAUAACUUAAAGACUCUAAUUCCAAAUGCUAGCAGCGAAGCCAUUCAGCUCCUGAGAGACAUGCUUCAGUGGGAUCCCAAGAAACGGCCAACGGCUAGUCAGGCACUUCGGUAUCCUUACUUCCAGAUUGGACAUCCACUGGGCAGCGUCACACAGGAUUCAGGAAAACAGCAAAAAGAUGUCCAAGCCAAGACAGGACUGCCUACUUACAUCAAGCCAGCCCCUCCUGCCCAGCCCCCAACCAAGGCACAUACACUGAUUUCUUCACGACCAAACCAAACCAGUCAGCCUCCUCAGCAUUUUGUGUACCCCUACAAAGGUGAAGCCUCCAGGGCAGAUCAGCCCAGCCAUCUUCAGGAGGGCAAGCCAAGCCCAACGCUCUUCCCGUCCCUUCACAAUAAGAAUCUUCAGCCAAAAAUCCUAGCUGGUGUGGAACACAAAAAUGGUGAAAUCAAGCCAAAGACCAGGAGAAGAUGGGGUCUCAUUUCCAGGUCAACAAAGGGUUCUGACGAUUGGGCGGACUUGGAUGACUUAGAUUUCAGUCCCUCUUUCACCAGGAUAGAUGUGAAAAACAAGAAGAGACAGAGUGACGACCCCCUCUGCAGGUUUGAAAGUGUUUUGGACCUGAAGCCAUCCGAGCCGGUGGGUACAGGAACGAGUGUCUCAACGCAGGCUUCCUCCCAGAAGAGAGACACGCCAACCCAGCGGUCUGCGGCAAAGCAGCACUACUUGAAGCACUCUCGCUACUUGCCUGGAAUAAAUGUAAGAAAUGGCGUGCUCCCGAAUCCAGGCAAGGACUUUCCUCCAUCAAAUCCAUGGUCCAGUUCUGGUUUGUCUGGAAAAUCUUCAGGAACAGUAUCAGUAGUGAGCAAAAUAACUUCAGUUGGCUCAGGCUCCACCAGUUCCAGCGGACUGACUGGAGGUUACAUCCCUUCCUUCCUGAAGAAAGAAAUCGGUUCUGUUAUGCAGAGGGUACAGCUGACGCCUCUCGCCGACCCCGCCCCUGGCUAUUCUUCCCUGAAGGCCAUGAGACCUCACCCGGGGCGGCCUUUUUUUCACACCCAGCCUAGGAGCACUCCUGGGUUGAUUCCACGACCUCCAGCCGCCCAGCCUGUGCACGGCAGGAUAGACUGGUCUUCCAAGUACCCAUCCCAUCGGUGACUGUCAAAGCCCCGAGGCCAUUCUCCUUCAGCUGAUUCCGUUGUACCUGCAGAACCACCUGGUGGUGUAAAAGCACCCAAGCUUACAGCUGUUCUGAACUAACACAUUUCAAUAUUUCUUUUAAAUGUUUUUUUUUAAAUAUUGAUUUGACGCAAUACCCUCUUUUGUAUAAAAUUAUUUUAUUCUAAAACUGGGUCUCAUUAUUUUCUUAAACAACAGCAUUUUGUAUAUAUGGAUUAUGUUUUAGCAUUUUAUACAGUCAACUUUGUAAUGAAAUUUUUAAAGAUUAAGUAAUUUUUGUUUGUUGUUCUACAUAAUAUUUUAUACAAAUCUUGAACUAUAUAAUAACAUUGAUGCAGUAUUGUGGCGGGGUGCAGUUCAGUGCUGCAC
Molecule: messenger RNA, 2839 nt
Organism: Cricetulus griseus (Chinese hamster)
Lineage: Eukaryota; Metazoa; Chordata; Mammalia; Rodentia; Cricetidae
Source: RefSeq, a predicted model, not a curated record